Molecule: messenger RNA, 6132 nt
Organism: Aspergillus mulundensis
Lineage: Eukaryota; Fungi; Ascomycota; Eurotiomycetes; Eurotiales; Aspergillaceae
Product: NACHT domain protein
Exons: 4
Coding region: 1-6132 (2043 amino acids)
Molecular function (GO): protein binding
Source: RefSeq, a predicted model, not a curated record
AUGGCUCCUUCAAUUCUCUCUCCCAUCAUACCCAGCAUGGACGGAAUCUUCCGCAAUAAGCGUAUCUCCAGCUCCCGGCGCAUUUCGGGGCUACAUGACGGAGAGAGUGUGACGUCGGGUGUGGCACGCUCUGUCCAAUCGCCUCGUGUGACCUCUAGGAAGUUCAACUCGAUGGGAACAACAAACAUCUCCAGUGUUGUGACGUCGCUUCAGCGUCGCAGCGGCGAAGAACUAGGAACGAAUGCGUCUUCUAGGCUGCUGACAGCGAACCAUGCCUCCAUCCUGGAGUGGAUCCGGUCGGAGCGCAUGAGCCUGCUGCCGCCCGAGGGAAGCGACUACGAUAAAGUGCUUGCCUGGGCUCAGCUCUUUAUUGAUCGUCUCCACUCCUUCGAUAUGGCGAUUGAACAGUUCGCCGGUGACAGCUACCUCGCUGCCCAGCUGUCGUAUGGUUACUGCGCGCUGCUCCUUGAGCUUGGCAGAGAGAAUGCUGCCGCGUUGAUGAUUUCCUUCGGCUUCUUCUACAGCAUCUCGAUGACCCUGGUCAACCUCCUAGAGCGUACUGAACUCUUUGGGGUAUCCCAGGAAAUUCAGGAACAGCUCAUCCUCGCUCUUUCCGACCUCGUCACUCUCGUUGCAAGCGUCUCGACCCACUUCCACAAGGCCAUCCGAGGGAUGACCACUGCUUCGGUAUCUGUCAACAUUUACCGUACCUUCCCAGGUCAGAUCGAGACGUUCCAGCAGCGAUUGUCCGAGGUAAAGGCCAUUCGAGCCUGGCUUGCUCCGGAAGACCAUGUAGUUGGCAGUAUCGCUGAUCACAGCUCGCAACUGGCCCAAGAUCGCGAGGAGCUCACAUGUCUUUGGGCGGGUCCUUACUUGACUCGCUUCCUGAAGACUCAGCAGAAGCAUCUUAGCAUCAUUGGCCAGCCAGGAUCUGGCAAGACGGUUCUCGCUUCUGUCAUCGUCGACCAUCUUCAACACCCUCAUGGCGGUGUCUCGUACCAGACUCUCCUUGUACCCAUCACUGGUAGGAUCCCUGGACAAACCAGCUCCUUCGCGAUCGCGAAGACAAUUUUGUCCCAGUUGUUUGAGAAGCGUAUCGGUAAUGUGCAACUGUUCCGCAUUCUCAGCGAGGUUCUGCAUCGAAGCAGAGUCACGGCAGAUUACGAAGCUUACGACAAUCUCCUUUGGGACGCUGUCGAUCAGGCCCUCUGCUCCGCCCUCAGAGGCGCCAAAGAGCUGGUGCUAGUAGUGGACGGUGUUGACGAGGCCACGUGUGGAGAGGACAGGUUGCUACAGAGGCUGACCCGAGCCUCAAGCAAGGCAUCCAACGUUAAGUUGAUAACGCUUGGUGCCCGCAACCCCCCUGAGGUACCUGGCCAGGCUCGUGUUCGCAUCACCGAUGAUAUCAUCUUCGACGACAUCUCUGCUGUUGUUCGUGGUCUAUUCGGUGACAGUCACUCUUUUAAGAGUCUGUCAUCUAUCGAGCAAGAAACCGUCGUUGAACGUAUCGCAGCGGCUUCCAAGAGCUCGUUCCUUACAGCCAAACUCAUCACGAAACGUGUUCGCCGAGAGCAGACCGCUGAAACGUUGCGCAAAGCAAUUGACACUAUCCUCUCCGCUAAGCCAACUGUCAAUGACUUUGUGCUUCAUUCCCUGCAGCAGCCCGAGGUUACUACCGAAGCCAAACUGAUGCUGCUAUGGCUUGCAACUGCUGAGCGCCCGUUGCACGUGCAGGAGCUCUCUGCUCUAGCUUCUAUCAACACCGAGAAGCAAACAAUCUCUGACGCACGCGUCGAUACUUUGCACGCUCUGAAACCAUUCAACUCGCUCGUGUACCUUGAGUACGACUAUUUCUCCCUGCGCCAUGGCCUUAUUCGCAAUGCAGUUGUGGACGUCUUUACUCAGGGCAAGUUCAUCCCGUCCGUCAAGGACCGUCACGCCGACCUCCUCACAAGACUGCUCGUCUACAUUAAGACCAGCAUGACCGAAGAGCAUGAGCCUUCGUCCUUACCGUCCUUGGACUACCAUGAGACGAAGACGCUUCUAGGCAAAUAUCCCCUGCUGGAGUUCGCCUUGCGCUACUGGAUCCCUGUAUUCCGUCAGACAAACGUGUUCAGCAAGGACGGUGAGCCCACCGCGUCGAAGGAGAUCGCAAAGCUACUGCCAACAUCGACUACCGUUGUCCGCCUUCUCAGGUCAAUUUUGGACAAUGUAACAACACCAUACCUUGUGAAAUUCCAAACGUCCAUUACCAACAUCUACCGGACCACCUUGACCUCAGAAAAUGUGACUACACUUCAAGCUAUUAUCACCUUGGCUACGUUGCUGCGUCAGGUGCAUCGUCCUGAGACAUUUACUCUGUUCUACGAGGCGGCUACCCUCAGCCAGAAGCUGCUGACCACGCGACACAUCGUCACACAGCAAAUGGUCACUACAUUCCUGGAGAUCACCACUGAAAGCGUCACCGAAACGAAGACAGAAAUCAUGGUGAAACGAGAGGAAAUGCUUCUCGUACUCGUCGAAUGCUACAAGAUACACUACGGCAACACCUCCGAGAAGGUUAUCGCUGUCCUGCAGCAGCUUGUCGAGCACUACCGCAAGGUGAAGGAAACCAAGCAGGCCGAGACCAUUAUUGCCAGGAUCCAGACCAUCACCUCCAGUGAGUAUGGUUCGUCUUCCGGAACCUCUGGCUCUUUGGAUGUUCGCCUUGUCGGCCGCGGAAAACCUACCUCUGAAGGUGGGUACAUUCUCCGCCUCGACCUUGAGGAAGAGGACGACGUGCUGGAGACCACGGAGUCCUAUGAAGUUGAAGCUUUGGUCAAGCUCGCUGAAAAGUAUCUUCAGAGCGGUAGGGCCGACCUGGCGGAGCGUAUCUACGUGGAGUUCUGGCAGCGAGCGACACGGGAGUCUCGUGUGCACUCCUCUGCAGUGUGGGAGGAGAAGAAGAUGAAGGUUAUCCUCGCCUACUCGGUUUUUCUGCGGUCACAGAAGAGACAGUACGAAGCCUCUUCAGUUCUUACCAGUUUCUGGCAGGAUUACCAGCACACCAGUGUCUCUGUCUCUGAGUCCACCGCGGUUCACUUGGAGGAGGUUGCCAAGGUGAUGAAGAGCGUUGGCCUUUCCACCACCGCAUUGAGCGUCUUCAAGCACGUCUCAGAGUACUACCAGAGCACGCGCCGGACGGAGACAACAAGCUACAAGGAGAUUCAGCAACUGCUACAUUCCACCUCCCAGGAGGUCAUGAAGUCAGCUACCUCUGCCUCUGUUGUUUCCGAGUCUACCUUGGAGGAGAUGAUUCUGGAGACGUCCACAUCUUCUACCUCCCUUGACCAGAGCUUUUACAGCAGCACUGAGACUUUGGUUAGUCUGUACAUUUCCCAGCGCCGUUGGCAGCACGCUUCCCGCACGAUCAAGCGAAUCUUGCACAACACGUGGGCAUCAUUCUUCUCGGCAACGCUCCAGGACGUCACGCUUCCCCAGAAGCAUGUGGACUCCUCGCUGGCCCUUGCUGAGCGUCUGGCCCAGUGCUACCACUCACGCCACCGCCUGGCCAAGGAGCAGGAUACCCGACUGCGGAUCUACUACGCCGUCCGAUCCGGACUCAACGUCGAGGACAAGUUGCGACAGCACCACGUGUCCGAGUUGCUUCGCCUCUUGGAACGAUCUUCCCAGACCGAGCUUAUCAUCAGCGUCUACCAGGAGCUGUUGAACGACUACACCAAGCACUACGGCUCCGACCACGCAACUGUUAUCCAAACUCUACGAACCUUGGCUGAGCUCACUCGCCCUCGUCCAAUCUUCCUGGACUACUACCAGCAGAUCAUUCAAGCCUUGAACAAGGACGGCAAGUACCACCCCGAGUCUCUGGAGCCUCUGGACAUUGUUGCGACCGAGCUGUGGAACCAAGGACGUUACUCCGAUGCCCUACACUACUGCCACAUCCUCUACACUGCUUGGGUGCACCAGCCCAAGCUCAGCCCCAAGUUCCAGGAUGAGAAGUUCGUGCAGGGGAUUUUCACCCGCUACACGCAGUGCCUUCGCGCGGUCCGGACCGAGUACUCGACCCUUCACAAGAUUACUGUGGAAUACCAAACGAAGUGCAAGGCUGUCUUCAGUGCCACUGCAUCAAUCACUGUCAAGGCGACUCUGACGCUAGCACAACUCUGCCAGGAGUCUAAGCACUAUGAGAUUGAAGCUAUCCGGCUCUAUGAGGAGCUUCUCAAGAUCAACUCCACUGAAGUCCAUUUGGAUGAGAUCCGUGCGACCCUCGAGUCUCUCUACGAGGAACAGUCUGCAAUUCUCUCCAACUCCCAGCUCACCGAGUCCGCUUCCUCGACCCAGGUGGAACAGGCCGUCAGAGUGCUGAAGAAACGCAUCACCACCCUGCGUCAAAGCUACGGCUGGGCCCACGAGGAGUCUCUCACGAGAAUGAAGGAGGUCAUCAGCUUCUACUCCAGGCAGAGCAAGACCGAGCAGGUUGUCCAGGAGCUACACGAGGCAACGAUCCAAAUCCUCUCUUCCGAGACCUCCACCACUCGUCUGAGCCAGGCCGCCGAGACAAUUGUCUCCUCUUACAUCGCAACCAAGCAGACCCAGAAGGCCGUCGAGCUGACCAAUGAGGUCUAUCGCCAGGUGAUCAGGAAGGAUACGACUAAUGUGAAGUCAUCCCAAUUCGAUCUCACAACCAAGAGCCGCCAGAGUCUGAUCUUCCUCGCCCAGCUCGAGCACCACCUUCACCGCCAGACGUCUACUGUUACUGAGAUUUUGGCUUCAUUGACCACUGAACUUGUCUACUUCGAAGAGUUCCACCAGCUGAUCCGGUCCAACAGCUCGUUCCUUUCCGCAAGUGCAUCUGCGGCUCGUCUGCACUACUUCUUGCAGACCAUCAACCGCCAGCAGGUGGCCACGGAGGUUACCAACGAGUUCAUCAGCUACUUCCUCGCGAAUGAGGGCAAGCGGAUUGGAUUCAAGUCUGCGGCGGAGGUUAGAGUGUUCGCCACGAUGGUCAUGAGCUACUUCAGCACUCGGCAGUCGCAAGACAUUGUUCGCUCGAUCGGAAUCGCCAGCAACAGCCAUGUUCGCGAAUUGGUCAAGUUGAACAAGUACGAAGAAGCGUGCGAACUCGCUCUUGCGUCCUUCAAGUUCAUCGCCGCUCAGCAGAGCUACCGCACCCCUGCUAUUGCCCGAUUUGUCCUGGCGCUCAGCAUCAAUGUCUCAGGCCGCGGACUUCAGCUCGACGAAGGCACCCGCAAGCAGAUGCUCAGUAUCUCUGCGACCAUUAUCCAGGAUGUCCUCAAGGUGCUCGCUGAGCUGAAGAUCAACCUCGCCCAGGUUGGCCUCGAGCACUUGAACACCGUCAUCGGCCUUCUCGGCGAGCAGGCCAACUACCAGACUCUCGCGGCGGUCCUCACCUCGAUCUGGCACAGCCGCGAGGCCCAGCGCGACUGGGAUCCGUACGUCACCCUUUCCCUCGGUCGCCUCUACACCAUGGUCCGCUACCUCGUCGGCGACACCACCGCCGCCGUCCGUCUCGCCGAAGACAUCGUCUACAACUGCCGCCGCGUCCACGGCGCCCGCCACCCCAACACCCUCCAGAUGUCCGUCCUGCUUUCCCAGCUCUACACCGGCGUCGGGCAGCGCUACCAGGCGCACAAGGACGCCCAGGAGCUGGCCAACCGCUACUACAAGCGCGCGGCGGCCCUGCACGAGAACAUCCUCCGUGCACUGAGCGACCCCACAUUCGCCGACAUGGACGGCAGCUACGACGGCGGCAUGAGCACCGACGGGUCCGUCCUGGACCUGGACAACGACCUCGCGAACGCCUCUCUCGGCGACGACCAGGUCCGUCUGCACUUCAAGCUCUUCAAGCUCGCUAUCCAGCGUCUUGGCGGCUGGCCCAAGGACUACAGCGAGUACGAGCGUCUGAACGCAGACCUCUUCCGCGAGUACCCCGAGGCAUUGAACGGCCUUGAGGGUGUGGAGAAAUGGGAUCUCAAGGGAUUUGGUGCUGGAAAGGCGGAGAGCAAUGAGGAUCAGGUGGAUGUUGACUUUAAGGAUUGGCAGCUCUUUAGCGAGAGCCACCUUGUUACUGCGACGAAUGGGGUGCAUGGGGCUGAGGAGGAGGAGCUGUGA